UAUUCAAACUGCACUCGUGGCAAAAUGCAUCAUAUUCAGUAGUGUACCUGGUUUUUUCUAACACUGCGGAGAAUUACCGGUUGUAGCUUGUCUUGAGAGAGAAUGAGACAUAUGGGUUCUCUCUCUAAACUUGCAGCUUGUUUUAUGGAAACUCUUAGAGCAACAAUCUCUGCAUUUCUCUCUUUUAUAUUGGAGAGAGAGAGGAGAAAGAUGGUUAUCUUGCCAGAUGAUUUGAUGAUCCAUAUAUUUGCAGCACUGCCAGUGAAGUCCGUAUGCAGAUUUAAGGCGGUGUCGAAAUCAUGGAAAAAGUUGCUAUCCUCACACUACUUUGCCAUUACCCAUCACUCUCUUUCUACCUCCCAAUCUUUCUCUCUCCAACUACAAGGCCCCUACAACGACCAAGAAAUUCUGUAUGCGAGUGCUGAGAACAUUAAGGAUUUGUGUUCCGGUAAAAAAACAGGGUUUCAGCUUCAAGGCCUGAGAUGGAUUGCCUGCCACAAUGGCAUUGUGUGCUGUCUCGUAGUUUCGGAGACAGAGGGCUCUUUCUUCUUUAUUGGGAACCCUUUAACCCAAAGAGAAUUUGUCGCUCUGCCAAAACUAGAUUUUCAUGUUCGUUAUAAUUCCUUUGGAUUUUACUUUGACCCCAUUAAUCAAAACUUCAAAAUAGUUGCAAUUACUUGUACAGAGACUGGUGCCUCUCUGAUAUUUGAUUCAUCAAUUGGGGAAUGGAGGUGUCCAAGAAAUCAACCACCUAAUGAUAUUGAUCGUCGAUGGUCGGUAGUUUCUGUUGGUUCUGAAUGUUAUGUGUAUUCUUUGUAUACUCUAUACUUGCAGGGUAUGGACCAUCUAAUGUGUUUUGACAUGGAGAGAGAAGAAUGGGAAGUAAUCCAUACUCCAAUUUGGCUCGCUAGCUCAUGCUCUUACGAAAUCCAAGAGAGGGAUGGUCGGCUUUGUAUAAUACAGUUAACUGUAGAUGAAGUAGCACAAGCACAGAUAUGGGUUCUACUUCAAGAUAAGAGGUGGCAGCAGUUAAUGAAAACAGAUUUAGGGCAGUUGGGGCUUCAUAAAUUGGAGGAAUUGGGGGUGGAGUUUGGAGAAUUUCGCAUACAUCCAGAAUUCUUGAUUGGUGACACAUUACUUUUGAACAUGAACAUCUUGGCUAUUGAUGGUCAUUCAGAUGUUGGUUCAUGGCGGCAAGUUGGUUGGUGGAAGGUACAAUAUAACAUAAAGAGUGGUGAGCUAGGGAAAAUGGUUCAAGAUGCUCAAACCAGGUUUUUCAUGUAUCAACCCACACUAUUGACCUGCAAGAAGGAAAAGGAUGGAAAAAUACAUUUGGGGUAGUCUAUAAGUUUGGUUUAUUUACAUCUCUAAUGAAAUCUUUGUUUUGUGAUUAAAUAAAUAAUGAAGUCUGGUCUCUAAUUGGCUAGUCUGGUCUCUAAUUGGCUAGAUUGGGUACUGUGGAAUGUUUUUGCUUCUUUUUUCAUGGAUAAGUAAGCAGGAUUGAACCCAAAACUCACUGUUGUAACAAAAAGAUCUUCUAUUUGAGUGAGGGGCUCAAACUUGGCCAGUUUUUGUGUAAGUGCAAAAGUAAGUUUAUAUUAUUUUCGAAAGACAGUUUAUUUUAGACGUUAAUUCUGGAAUUCUCAUGUGAGCAUUGCAUCGUUGUAGCAAUUGAUUGACAUUUGCAGUACAUUAUGAAAACAUGAACUGUCAGUACUUUGCACUUCAUUGCGUCAGUUUCUUUUAUUUGAAAUUGGGGUUUCUUUUACAUCUUUGUGUGUUUUGUUAUCCAUGCUCAUUGCUGCGUUGUUAUUGUAAGACUAUUUCGAGUCUUUGAAAGCAUUAUAUGCAUGAUUUCUAGUGUAUGAGUGUAAUAGACUGGUAGAUAUUGAUUGUAAUGGUCUGUCAAUCAAGGGAUAUGUUACUCUUGAUAACUCAAGCCGUCAUGUUACCAAUAUGAAUAGAAAUCUGUUUCUGAAGUGAAACUCCUGCAAUGUUACCUGUCUUGUUCUUUUUUCAUUUGUAUAUAAUGGGAAUGAAGUAGUGCUUUAAUUGUUUCUCAUGUUAUGGUUUGAUAAACUCAGAUUAGCUAACUGACAAGUUCAUUUUAACAGAGAAAAUAGUUCAUUUCUUUUAGUUGUGAAAAAUGAUGUAAACGUUAAACUUCAAACUGCUUCAUGGAUUAGAGACCAAGGCUCUUGUAAUCUUGAGCGUACACUUCAAUCACUCUUCCACCCUUCAUAAGUUGUUUACAUGAUGCUCUAAAAAGCAACUUUGUAGAAUGCAGCGUUCCUGGGCUGAUUUCUACGAGCACUUUGUCUCAUCCAAUCUCUUGCCAAAACGCCAGUAGUCAAUCAUAACUUUGUUUUGAAUCCAUAGUCAUGUGAAGCAUCUAUGGAACUACUGCAAAAUUGGGAGCAGGGAAGAGACAGUACUAUUUUCUAACAUGAUCCCUGUCCUUACCAUAGAUAUGAUGACUCACACAAACUAGUCUAUUAAAAUUUCACAUGAACUAGUCUAUCGAAAUAUCAUUGUGUUUCAUUGAAAUAAUCCAUCCAUGGUGCACACUUCUAACUUUAACUUCAUUUCCAUUUUUCUUUUUGUAUGUGUGUGUGUGUGCGUGUGCGUGUGCUCACAUGCUGACAGGUGCCAUAGCCAAGGAGUAGGGAGGGAGGGAGGGAUUCUGACAGGUACCUCGAUAAAGCUUGAAUAUUUUACUUGUAGGUUUUAUUGAUGGAGAAGAAAGAUUGUUUCUCUUGUUCAAUAUGCAUCUGAUUAUUUCCAAAACUCUUAGAAAAGAUAUCUUUCGCUUUCCCAAUUUUUUUGGAGUGAUAAAAGGGAGAUGAAUUUUCUCUUCUCAUGUGGCGAGAUGAUAUGGUUAUCAAGGUCCCUGUUGCCAAGCCAAUGAAGUCCAUAUGAUCAAAAAGGGAGAGAGAAGGCCGAUGAAUUUUCUCUACCUACCUCUCAAUCUUUCUCCAUUGUACAAUGUUCUAUGCUGACACUCACAAUAUUAGCAGUCCUUUGUUUACAAACAUAGAGGCUCAUCAUUAAGACCUUGACUUGGUGUCCUGAGCCCUGUCGUAAUGGAAUGGUAUGUCAAAGAGAUAUUUCUUUAUUUGCUAUUUAAAACCCUCUUACCUGACAGAAUUCUUUCCUCUACCAUAGAGUUUCAAUUGGACAGCUCUGGAUUUUUGUUUUGCCCCUUUACACAAACUUCAAGAUAGUGGUACAAUCUGGCACUGAUAAAGACACCAAUCCUCAUUGUUUCAAUGCCUUUUUAAUCUUUGAUUCAUUGAUUGAGAGAUGGAGAACACCAAGAAAUAUGCCUCAAGUGCACUAUAUACUCUAUGAAUGUUGGUUUGUAUUAUCACCAAUUGCUACGGACUGUCUACACAAACACGAAAGGUGUUUUGUAACAAGUUUUCACAUUGCGAGAGAAUAAUGGGAAACAAGAUGCAUUAUUUUAAGUGAGGUUAAUUUUUUUUUUUUCCAUAUCCAUACAUCUAGACGUCGAGAUGAUUAAAUUAGAGGGUUUCCCAACAUGAGAUCACUCUCUAGUAUUUUUGAGGUGCACCUUACUUCAAGGGUGAAACCUUAUAUAAGGUUUCUAUUAAUGAAAGGACAUCAAUUCAAAUUCUGGUCAUUCAAAUUGAGAGAGAUCAAGAAUUCUCACUAUUUCUUAGAUUCAUGACCAAAUCAAUUUACUGGGAAUUUUCGUUCAUAUUUUCUUUCACCAAUAACAUUUGUUGAAACUUUUUUACCCCCGUAUUUGGAGUGUCCUUCUUUCAUGCAAUUCACUGGCUUUAACAAACAAUUGAUAUUCCAUGAUCAAAGGUGUAGUACUGCUUGUAAUGGUAGUCUAUAUAUAUAUUAGAUAAACAUUCCAACUAUGGUUGAAAGAAAGUAAAUAUGUCAAAGAAAACAACUUUAAUUUAUAGAAAUAAACCUUAAUGCAAUCUAGGAUUUUCUCUUACAAUCCAUUACAAUUCUUUGCAAUAAAAACAAAAAUACAAUGCAUGAAGUACCAAGAAAUAUGGAGCCAUUAGAAUUAUUGAAUUCCUUGUCUUAGGUUACCCCCAAGAACUUCGUACACUCCACACCGGGUCUCUUCCUUUGAUGGAGCACGGGAUCUGGGUUAUUCUUGAAUCUCAGCGAAUGAGAAGCAAUGCUGAACCUUUUAAUCGCACAGAAUUGGGGCUUUUCUUCUUUUCACACUGUAUGGGGCAUUCCCUUUAGUUUGCUUCUCAAAACCCUAGGGGCGUGCCCCUCUUUUCUUAUUUGGAUUCUAUGAGAGAAAGAGAAGGGUGGAGGUAGAUAAAGUGGCGUGCCACCUUGAGGCAGGAAGAGAGAGCUCAGGUCUUAGGUUGUGUUUUGAAGACCCCCAUUAGAUGCUUAUAUAGGAUUGAGGCUAGGGUUAGGGUUUGACAUCCUUAUGAGAUUCCAUCUAGACUAUUGAUCAAAAGUGACUUGUGGGGUGAGAGAUCUUAGCCAUACAACCCAUAGAUCAACCAUCGUGAUCUAAUGGAAGGUGCCAGACCUUUAUCCCUCAGCUUCCUUAACCUAAUCCAAUCAAAUAUUAUGUGUAAAAAAAUUAUGUCAACUCUUUCCUUUUAUUUUUAAACAAUCUCUACUCAUUCCUUUUUUAAAUCAAUUAGCCCUUUUUUACACAACCUCCCUAUUUGCUUUCUAAAUCAAUUUGGUUGGCUUGUUACAUAAACCUCAACCUUUAGAAGGUGAUAAAUGGUGGGGUUGUCCCACUAUAGUGUACCCCACUCCCAUAUCAAGAUGGGUCUCAAAUGGUGGGGCCUUAUGUAUUAUGCGCCCCAUAGUAAUUGUUAUUUUAAACUCAUAAAAUGAUUUUUAGAAAACAAAUAGUAUUUUUAUGGAAGGUAGCAUAUAACUGAAAAUGGUUCAAGAUGCUCAAACCAGGUUUUUCAUGUAUCAACCACACUAUUCACCUGCAAGAUGGAAAAGGAUGGAAAAAUACAUUUGGGGUAGUCUAUAAGAUUGGAUUAUUUACAUCUCUAAUGAAAUCCUUGUUUUGUGAUUAAAUAUGUAUGGAAGUUUGGUCUCUAAUUUUUCAUGGAUAAGUUAGCAAAAUUAAACCCACAGCCUCAGUCUUGUAACAAAACGAUCUUCUAUUUGAGCGAGGGCUCAAACUUGGCCAGUUUUUGUGUAAGUGCAAUGUAAGUUUACAUUAUUUUUGAAAGACAAUUUAUUUUAGACAUUAGUUUGGGAAUUCUCAUGUGAAGAGUGCAUUGUUGUAGUAAUUGAUUGAUUAUUGCAGUACAUUAUGAAGACACAAACUUUCGGUACUUUGCACUUCAUUGCUUCAAUUUCUUUUAUUUGAAAUUGGGAUUUCUUUUACAUCUUUCUGUGUUUUGUAUUUGUGGGUUUUGUUAUUCACUCUCAUUGCUGCAUUGUUAUUGCAGGACUAUUUUAAUUCUUGGAGAGCAUUAUAUGCAUGAUUUGUAGUGUACGAGUGAAAUAGAAUGGUAGAUAUUGAUUGUAAAGGUAUGUCAAUCAAUGGAUAUAUCACUCUUGAUCACUCUUUUCGUUCAUAGAUGGGUCUACGUUGGUUUACCCACUCAAAACCUACUCUUCUAAUGGGCUAAAUUGACAUGCUCUACCAUGUGGGGAGCUCAACCUUACAAGAUUGGUUCAUCUUGUUGCACGUUUGAGAGGAUUCAUUCAAUCAUUUCUAAGGCUUCAUAUGUGGGUUUGCCAAAAACGUUGUACUAGUACUUAGGUCAUGAUCAUGAGUUGUUGCAGGUGCUGUGGCUGUCUCUAUUUGACAUAAUGUUGAUGGAGUGGCCAGCAGAUUUAUUGAAGACUUCGUGGCCACUUCUUUCUUCAGUAGGUGGAGAAGUUCACACUUGACAUGAAUCUCAAUCUCUCAGGUUCUAUACUGGAGUUCUUUAGAAUAUACACGUAAGGUCAGGUGGGUGUAUCUAGACUAUGUUACUUUUGAGAGCAGUCUUGGUAGGGUGGGCCUUUACUGAUGAUGGCAUGAAGAGGGUGGUGGUUGCUAGAUUAACAGACUAUUUCGCUCAUCUCUAUGAUAUGAACUCGAGAAAUUGCAUUCUCUUUAUUAUUGUCUGCAUUUUCUUGUGCUUGAUUAAUUAUGACAUUUAACUACAUGCCAAAUGGGUUUUAUUUUGUAAAACUGAUGUGUUUGAUGGUAUUAUUGUCUUGAAAUGCAGGUCAAGAUUAGGCAGCAGAAUAAUAAGUGUCGAGAAAACUUAUGAGAGUAUUGGAAAGGAUGAGAACGGGAGACCCAUCCUUUUAUCAGCAUUGCCUUCUAGUUAGACAAGGGGAGCAACCAAGAGAAGGCUCGUUGCUACUACUUAAUCUCAUUGAAGAUCAGAUAGGGGGGAUGAUUGGCUACCUAGAUUUGAUGGUGCAGAUGCACCGCCAAGUCCAUCAAAAUGUUUAGAGAAAAAGGAGGAGAAAAUGAUUCCCAUAAUGAGCAUUACCCGAAUAUCCAAAUCUUCAGGUGUCUUGGUGCUAUUGGGUUUUGUUUUAUGUUCUUUUGUAAUUUUUGUUCUCCUUUUGCUCAAGUUAGAGUUAAUGGGUUUAUUGGAUUAUCUUUUGCCUUUUGGAUAUGCCUCGAUUUUUUAUUUAUUUUUCUAUAAAUUAUGAGAAAAGUGAUGAAUAAGUUGAUUUAGUUCUGUAAUUCUGUUAAUAAGGGUUUACAUGGGCUUUUCUUUCCUCACUGAAUGAUGGUUAUGGAAGCUGUUAUCUUCUUUGUUAUUACUUACAUGGGCUUUUGCUGCUGGCUUUAAUUAAAAGCCCUUUUAGGAAUUUACCCAUUCAACCCCGGAUGUAUGCUUUGUGAUUGAGGAAUUUGAAGAGUCAUUUAUUAUUUUGAAGAGUCAGAAAACUUUUUGAUUGCCUAUGCAGAAUGGGGGUUUUGGAGAAAUGCAAUGACAACUAACUAGUUGAUUUCUUAUUUUUUUUGGGUAUACAUUGAGGCAUCAAUGCACAAAUUUGCCCAUUUUGUGUAUUUUCUCUGAGCAUUCGCAAAGAUUAGCUGUAUCUUUGAACUAUCAGGUGAAUAUAUGACUUAUUUAGAUCAGCAAAUCUGUGGCUACAGCAUAGAGUAUUGUGUCAAGUAUUGUGAAUUCUAAAAUUCUCAUCGAUUUAGCUGCAAAACCAGUGAGAUUUGUUGUCAAACUGAAGCAGGUUCUGCUUAGCCCUACUUGAUGCUGCUUCAUCUGAAUCUUCAGCCAAAAACAAUUACUUUUCUUUAUAUAUAAAAUUUUCAUUAGAUUUUUCAGUUUUUGAGAGAAACCAAGGACUUCACCAAAGGCAAAGAGGUUACAAAGCAAAUUUGGCAAUGUGUGUUGUCGAUUUUGAAACAGUAGAAGUCCUCUUAGGUUGCGGGAGUUCCCAUUGCAGAGGGCCCAUUUGGUUAGCAGGAAAUCUCUCCUGGAGGCUGAUUUUUGAGAAAUCGGCUUCAUUCUUUGAAAGGUGUGCAACAGCUUUUCCAUGAAAUGCUGCUAAUUUGUACGACGGGAUGAAUAUUUGGGUACUGCUUUCUUAUGAAACAAACAUGGGAAGAAGGCUUGAUCAAAGGAAAUCUCUCUCGAAGAGAGAUAUUCCAUGAACCAAACAUGCCCUAAGGAAAAAAAGCGGAUCCGUGGACAACUGGACAAGACUGACUUCAAAUGAGGUCCAUUUUUCCUUAGAAAUUUGGUACAAAUUGCCAAAUUUUACAACCAAACGGUGCUGUGAUCUCGAGAUAUGAAUAAAUAAACCUAUUAAUAUUUUCUUAUGGGACGGAGUGGAAGAAUGGAGGAGACUCUCUAAUGAGGAAGGGAUCCAAUUGAUUCGAAAGAGAAUCACCAAAUUUCAAUUGAAAUGAAAUCUUUAGGAGGAAUUAAUGAAGGGUGAGGUUUGUAUAAGGUGCCUUACUAAUAGUGUAGAAAUAAGGAGCAACAUCUAAAUUUGGCCUUCGUUGUGGUGUUCAAAACCUUGCGAUUGCUUGAACACUUGAAAAUCUUGAAAAUAGAUGGUUCAGAUAAUUUUUUACAAGAUGCACUAUUUUUAGUGAGACUUGAUAUUCUUUUUUCUCCAUACCCGUGCAUUUAGACGGUGAGGUGAUUAAAUUAGAGCGUUUCCCCAUGUCAGAAUACUUUCCUCUGUACUUUCCUCGCUGAUCUUUGAUUCAUCAAUUGAGGCAUGGAGGUUUUCAAGAAUCAACCACCUAAUGCUAUAGAUCGUCGAUGGUCAAUAGUUUCUGUUGGUUCUGCAUGCUAUGUAUAUUCUCUGCCUACUUUAUACUCGCAGGGUAUGGACCAUCUAAUGUGUUUUGACAUGGACAGAGAAAAAUGGGAAAUAAUCCAUUCUCCAAUUUGGCUCGUGAGCUCAUGCUAUUAUGAAAUCCAAGAGAGGGAUGGUUGGCUUUGUCUAAUACAGUUAACUCUAGAUGAAAUAGCACUGGCACAGAUAUGGGUUCUACUUCAAGAGAAGAAGUGGGUGCCGUUAAUGAAAACAGAUUUAGGGCAGUUGGGGUUUCAUAAAUUGGAGGAAUUGGGGGUGGUGUUUGGAGAAUUUCACAUAUAUCCAAAAUUCUUGUUUGGUGACACGUUACUUUGGAACAUCUUGGCUAUUGACGAGUUUUUCGAUCAUUCAGAUGUUGGUUCGGGUCGGAAAGUUGGUUGGUGGAAGGUAACUUCUAACAUAAAGAGUGGUGAGCCAGGGAAAAUGGUUCGUGAGCUACGGAAAAUGGUUCAAGAUGCUCAAACCAGGUUUUUCAUGUAUCAACCCACACUAUUCACCUGCAAGAUGGAAAGAAUGGAAAAAUACAUUUGGGGUAGUUUAUAAGCUUCGGUUAUUUACAUCUCUAAAUGAAAUCUUUGUUUUGUGAUUAAAUAUGUAUGGAAGUUUGCUCUCUAAUUUUUCAUGGAUAAGUAAGCAAGAUUGAACCCAAAGCCUCACUCUUGUAGCAAAAAGAUAUUCUAUGUGAGCGGCGGGCUCAAACUUGCCAAGUUUUUGUGUAAGUGCAAGAUUUUAUAUUAUUUUUGAAAGAGUUCUAGAGUUCUCAUGUGAGUAGUGCAUCGUUGUAGCAAUUGAUUGGUUAUUGUAGUACAUUAUGAAGACACAAACUGUCGGUACUUUGCACCUCAUUGCUUCAGGUUCUUUUAUUUGAAAUUGGAGUUUCUUUUACAUCUUUCUGUGUUUUGUAUUUGAGGGUUUUGUUAUUCACGCUCAUUGCUGCGUUGUUAUUGCAGGACUAUUUUAAGUCUUGGAGAGCAUUAUAUGCGUGAUUUCUAGUGUAUGAGUGAAAUAGAAUGGUAGAUACUGAUUGUAGAGGUCUGUCGAUCAAGCGAUAUAUCACUCUUGAUAACUCAAGCCAGCAUGUUGCCAAUAUGAAUUGAAAUCUGUUUAUGAAGUGAGAAUCAUGCAAUGCUACCCGUCUUGUUCUUUUUU
This is a messenger RNA of Amborella trichopoda, 9435 nucleotides long. Lineage: Eukaryota; Viridiplantae; Streptophyta; Magnoliopsida; Amborellales; Amborellaceae. The record is from RefSeq and is a predicted model, not a curated record.